AUGUCGUACCGUGGCCCCAACCAGUUCAACAACCAGUUCAAUUCUCCUCUUGGGAGAGAACCUUCGGCCCGAAUGGGCCCGAUCUCGUCGCAGCCGGGCGGCUUUGCCAAAGUUGAGUCGUUCACGAAAAAAGCCGAGGAUUUUCUCGACGAGUACUUUAGCCCUUUGAAACCAUACGUGCCUGCUAUCGGGCGUUUGUUUAUUGUGGCCACCUUCUACGAAGAUGCGCUUCGUAUCUUCUCGCAGUGGACAGAUCAGGUCUACUAUUUGCAUGUCUACCGCCGAUUCUGGAAGUGGCUUACUGUGGUGUUUUUGUUUGUCAAUGUUUUGAUGAUGCUAGUGGCGUCGACGCUUUUGGUGUUGAGACGCUACCUGACCUUCUCCACCGUCACCUUGUGCUUGGUUGUGUUCUUCCAAGGCGUUUUCUACGGAUUGAUUUUCGACUCGGAGUUUCUUUUGCGCAACUUGUCUGUCAUGGGCGGAUUGAUUCUUGCGUACUCUGACACUCUUGUGAGAGAAAAGAGAUCGUUGCCAGGCUUGCCCAUGCUUGGUGGCCAGGACAACAAGAAGUACUUUUUGUUGGCGGGCCGUUUGUUGUUGAUCUUUUUGUUUUUGGGUUUCGUCUUCUCGGCCAACUGGUCUUUUGCCCGUGUGGUUGUCAUUCUCAUUGGUUUGGUGGCAUGCACUUCCAUUGUUGUGGGAUACAAAACCAAGUUUGCUGCCGCCGUUUUGACCGUCUUGUUGUUCACCUACAAUGUGUUUGUCAACCAGUUUUGGAAGUACCUGGCUUUCAACGCCAACAGAGACUUUUUGAAGUACGAGUUUUUCCAAACCAUGUCGAUUGUGGGCGGGCUUUUGAUCAUUGUCAACGCCGGCGCAGGAGCCUUGUCGAUCGACGAGAAGAAGAAGAUCUACUAA
This is a messenger RNA of Clavispora lusitaniae ATCC 42720, 918 nucleotides long. RefSeq names its product Erv29p (gene ERV29). Gene Ontology annotation, cellular component: membrane. Lineage: Eukaryota; Fungi; Ascomycota; Pichiomycetes; Serinales; Metschnikowiaceae. The record is from RefSeq and is a predicted model, not a curated record.